UCGAAUAUUUCACCAUGUUGACUUUGCUAAAGUCUUUCUACUUCCGGUAUUUUUCCCAUAAACAUGGCGACAGUCAAAGUGAAGGCUAAGGAGCUCCGUGGCAAAAGAAAGGAAGAUCUUCAGAAGCAGCUCCUGGAACUAAAAACAGAAUUACAGAGUCUUCGUGUUGCCAAGGUAACUGGUGGAGCUGCCUCUAAACUAGCAAAAAUCCAUGUUGUGAGGAAAUCAAUUGCUCGAGUUUUGACAGUCAUUCACCAGACACAAAAAGACAACUUGAGGAAAUUCUACCGUAACAAACGUUACAUGCCGAAGGACUUGCGGCCAAAAAAGACACGUGCUAUAAGACGUUUACUCACCCCACGUGAAAAGUCUCUGAAAACAAAGAAGCAACAGAGGAAAGAACGUCUGUACCCAAUGAGAAAAUAUGCUGUUAAAGCUUAAAUGUGUCUAAUAAAUUAAAAAAAGAGAA
Ruditapes philippinarum (Manila clam) is the source of this 469-nucleotide messenger RNA. RefSeq names its product large ribosomal subunit protein uL29-like. The coding region runs from base 64 to 441 and encodes 125 amino acids. NCBI's taxonomy places the organism in Eukaryota, Metazoa, Mollusca, Bivalvia, Venerida, Veneridae. Gene Ontology annotation, molecular function: structural constituent of ribosome; mRNA binding. The record is from RefSeq and is a predicted model, not a curated record. Gene Ontology annotation, cellular component: cytosolic large ribosomal subunit; ribosome. The transcript is spliced from 4 exons. Gene Ontology annotation, biological process: translation; maturation of LSU-rRNA from tricistronic rRNA transcript (SSU-rRNA, 5.8S rRNA, LSU-rRNA).